AUGGACUACCUGUGGGGGAUUGUACUGCUGCUGUGGACGCUCAGUGUGCCGGAGAGAGGAACCGACGCUCAGGGGAGCAAGAACAACGUACCCCGGCUCAAACUCUCCUAUAAAGAAAUGUUGGAUUCCAACAACCUUCUCACUUUCAAUGGAUUGGCCAACAGCACUGCCUAUCACACCUUUUUAUUGGACGAGGAGAGAGGCCGGCUCUUUGUGGGCGCCAAAGACCAUGUGCUGUCCUUCAGCUUGGUGGACAUCAAUCUGGACAUGCAACUGAUAUCCUGGCCUCCUUCACCUUCUCGACGAGAUGAAUGCAAGUGGGCUGGGAAGGACGUCCAGAAAGAGUGCUCAAACUUCAUAAAGGUUCUGCAGUCGUUUAAUCAGACGCACUUGUAUGUGUGUGGAACAGGAGCCUUCCAUCCCGUCUGCGCUUAUGUGGAAGUGGGCAAACGCCCCGAGGACAACAUCUUACGGCUAGGGUCAUCAAGCUUUGAGAAUGGCCGUGGAAAGAGUCCAUAUGACCCCAAACUGCUGACCGCUUCCAUGCUGAUCGAUGGGGAACUUUAUGCUGGGACAUCAGCUGACUUCAUGGGCCGGGACUUUGCCAUUUUCAGAACGUUAGGCAAGCACCAUCCAAUCAGAACAGAGCAGCAUGACUCCAGAUGGCUCAAUGAUCCUAGAUUUAUCAGUGUGCAUCUCAUCCCAGAAAGUGACAACCCUGAGGACGACAAGAUCUAUUUGUUCUUCAGAGAGAACGCCAUCGAUGGAGAGCAAACCAGCAAAGCCACGCACGCCAGAAUCGGACAGCUGUGCAAGAAUGAUUUUGGAGGCCACAGGAGUUUGGUGAACAAAUGGACCACCUUCCUGAAAGCCCGCUUAAUCUGCUCCGUUCCUGGUCUGAACGGCAUAGACACACACUUUGAUGAGCUACAGGAUGUUUUUCUCAUGAGCUCCAAGGAUCCCAAAAACCCUAUUAUCUAUGCUGUAUUUACAACAUCCAGUAACAUCUUUAAAGGCUCAGCGGUGUGUAUGUACAGUAUGGCGGAUAUCAGGAGGGUGUUUCUGGGCCCUUAUGCCCACCGAGAUGGACCCAACUACCAAUGGGUACCGUUUUUGGGUCGAGUGCCAUAUCCAAGACCUGGCACGUGCCCCAGCAAAACUUUUGAUGGUUUUGAAUCAACAAAGGACUUUCCCGACGAUGUUAUCACGUUUGCCAGAAGCCACCCGGCCAUGUACAACCCAGUGUUCCCCAUCAACAACCGUCCAAUCAUAAUCAAAACCGAUGUGGACUAUCAGUUCACACAGAUAGUGGUGGACAGGGUGGAGGCAGAGGACGGACAGUAUGAUGUCAUGUUCAUUGGCACUGAUAUGGGCACAGUUCUUAAGGUGGUUUCUAUCCCCAGAGGAACAUGGCAUGAUCUUGAAGAAGUCCUGUUGGAAGAGAUGACUGUGUUCAGAGAACCAACAGCUAUUACUGCCAUGGAACUCUCCACUAAGCAGCAACAGCUCUAUCUUGGAUCCACCAUUGGUGUUUCUCAGAUGCCGCUGCAUCGCUGUGACGUGUAUGGGAAGGCCUGCGCUGAGUGCUGUCUGGCACGUGAUCCUUACUGCGCCUGGGACGGCUCGCAGUGUUCCCGAUACUUUCCAACUGCUAAGAGGAGAACAAGGCGUCAGGAUAUAAGGAACGGAGACCCUCUGACUCAGUGUUCGGAUCUACAGCAUCACGAAGAGGGAGAAGGAGAGAGGGGUUUGCUGGAUAAGACAGUGUACGGGGUUGAAAACAGCAGCUCUUUUCUGGAGUGCAGUCCUAAAUCCCAGCGUGCCCUUAUUUACUGGCAGUUUCAGAGACAUGGAGAGGACCGCAAACAAGAGAUAAAGUCAGAUGAGCGGGUGUUGGGCACAGAACAGGGUUUGUUGAUCCGAACCCUCCAUCAGAAGGACUCAGGUGUGUAUUACUGCCAUGCUGUUGAACACGGCUUCAUCCAGACCAUCCUCCGCCUGACACUCAACAUCAUUCCCACCGAACACCUGGAUGACCUCCUGCACCGAGACACGGCCGACAGCAGCGACCCGGCCAAUGGCAAGAUGUGGUACCGUGACUUCCUGUCCCUCAUCAACCCGCCGAGCCCGAACAGCGUCGACCAGCUCUGUGAGCAGGUUUGGAAAAGAGAACGGAAACAGCGUAGGCAGAAAGCCAAUCUGCUGCACACCAGCCAAUCACACGCCAGCCAGCUCAUCCACUCCAGCCAAUCACACACCAGCAAGUGGAAGCUGCAACAAGAGAACAAGAAAGGACGCAAUCGCAGGACCCACGAGAUGCAGCGGGCGCCCCGCAGCGUGUGACAUGGACUCAAACGGGACAUCAAACAGACUUCUGCUGAGACUGGAGACAGGAAGAGCGGAAUUCCACUUCCUGUAGUAUGUGUGUGAGGGAUUUACUUAUGAACCAGAGCACAUCUUCAUUCACACGUAUUGAGACUCAAACUCUGAGAGGACGUAACGGGACACAAGAAGCUAACAGAUACUGAAAUACCUGUAAAUAUGACAUCAACACAAAAAUAUACUGUGAGACAGGUUUCAGUCUGUAUGAAAACCUUGUUUCAUUUUAUGAGAGACAAAACAUGGAUUCUGAAAGACCACUGUUUAACCUCCAUUUAGCUAAAGCACAAUCCCAGUGCAUUCUGGGUAAUGAACUUGUCAGUGAUAUUAUGUGUAUAGAGUGUGCUGACCUUAACAUAUACUGUAUAUCUUUGUAUCAGAAUGGUAGGCCCUUCUGUUUAUGUACUUAUCCAUUAAUUAGGAGUUCUUCUUCUUUUCUUUCCCCCUCUUUCUGUCUUCCUCCUUGUGUUUUCUGUAUUCAUCUGCCUCAAAAGCAACGCCUCCAUUAAUGGAACUGUGCACUUGUUCCUCUGAAUAAGCUCUUCCUGACAAGAAAAACUAAAAAUAUUUUCUGCUAUUUUUUUUUUUUUUUUAGAUUAAUAUUUAAUUUUGUACUGUGCCAGAGUAUAUCUAAAAUAUUACAUGAUAGAUUUAUUUUAUUAUUAGUUGUCUUAAUUGUAAACCACUGCAUAAUGAGGGUAAACAAGCCGCCUCACUAACUUUUUCUCCUCAGUUAAGUUAUUUGCUGAUAUGAUUUUUGUCUAUGUUCACGUUCACAUUUAUGUAAAAGCAUUGUUGUCAAGUAUAUGAAAUAUGAUUUUGUCAUGUUCAUCAUGCAUACUUGGGGAAAUACUGGCUUGAACUACAUGUACAAAAACAGAAUUUAUGAAAAAGCAAUCCACACUACAACUAUAUAGACUAUAUUACCGUUUUUCAGCUAUAGAAUAAUUAUGUUUAUGGCAUAACAUUAUUAUUUGUAACUGCUAAAAACUGCUUUAAAUUUUUUUCUUUUUACAAGGCUCUCCAUUUUUUGUGAUGUUCAAGGCCAUAUUUGAAGUCAACAUAGAAACAUAGUAUGUCUGGAGCACUUUUUGCUACUAUAACGUAACAUUUCUUAGUGAAACAGCAUUAAUUAUAAUUUUAUACAUUUUAAUCCCCUAAUGAAAAGUGAGCACAUCCACAAAAUAGAUGAAAAAAAAAUAAUAAUUAUAUCAAUCUAAUCAAAUAAAAUAAUAACGUCACAAAACUUUUAACGAAUGGGUGGCGCCAUUGUUACACCCCUACUUAUAUAUUCGUAGCUCAGAGAUGUCUUAGAGAUUUCCACAUUUUAUUAAUUUUUUAAAGAGAUUACGAAAACAGGCCAUUUCUUUUCUUUGGAAUAACUUAGGGACUUAAUCAUGAACCAUGCAAUAAGACCAAAACUUGGACCGAGAGAGUAAAUGGGGUGUUGGUUUAGAUUUUUUGUUGACUUUAAAUAUGACGAAUUUACAACUGUUAUACAAUAUCCCAAGCCUGUCCCUUGGCUGAGGAAGGGACAGCUGUGUGACUGGAACUGCUGGAAUCAGAGACAGAAUACAGCUGCGACCGGACUCACAGACUCCUUGAAAAGUCCUACUUUCACUGAAUUAGUUUUAUCAAGUCAUGUUUGACCCUUCUUGUUGAGGCCACACACACACACACACACUCACACCUACAGCACACAUAUAUCUGAAUGUAGCUGUGAACAUAUAGACUAUUUAUGGAAAAAAUGGUCCAAAAAAUAUAUGCCACUGUGUACAAACUGCAUGUGAAUUUUCAGCACCACUCAUUUCUAUACUCGUUUACAGUAGCUGCUCUUGUUAAUGAGAGAUUUGUCUGGCGUUGGAUUACAGGUGGUGCUGAAAAAAAAUAUUCUGCUAAUAAUGACAGAUGGUGUAUCGACGUGCAUAAUUUCUGCCUGAUGAAUUCUCUCUCUUUGUAACUAAAUGUAUAACCAACGGGAAACCGCUGUAAAUGAAAGGAUUUGAGAUGCAAAACUCGACAGUAUGAACUCGGUUGGCUGGCUCUGUUUGAAUGGACAUCGGGCAGGAAAGGUCACCUGCCUUGCUUAGACCUUUCAAAGGGACUCUCUUGAACUGGAAACGAGGGACAAAGACAUGAAAAUGCUGCUGUAAAUUAUUCAUUUCUGGCAUGCAUUCUGCUGUUCAAAUAAACGUCUCUUCUAAAGAA
Molecule: messenger RNA, 4587 nt
Organism: Carassius auratus (goldfish)
Lineage: Eukaryota; Metazoa; Chordata; Actinopteri; Cypriniformes; Cyprinidae
Gene: sema3ab
Product: sema domain, immunoglobulin domain (Ig), short basic domain, secreted, (semaphorin) 3Ab
Exons: 17
Coding region: 1-2343 (780 amino acids)
Biological process (GO): semaphorin-plexin signaling pathway; neural crest cell migration; negative chemotaxis
Cellular component (GO): axon; glutamatergic synapse; plasma membrane
Molecular function (GO): neuropilin binding; semaphorin receptor binding; chemorepellent activity
Source: RefSeq, a predicted model, not a curated record